GUGAGCCAUAUAAACUGGAAUGUCAGACCUGAACAGUCACAGAACGUCCUUGAGCCUGGUUUCAGAUUCUGAAGCAAGGGGAUAAGAAUGGGCAAACUGGACAUCUGACAUCUGCUACAAAGGACAGAGGACAACACACUGCCGGUUCUGAAGCAAGGGAUCAUCAACUUGGACUUCGACAAUGGACACAGGACAAAACACUGCUGUCCUUCUGGAUUUUCUGUCCAAGCUUGGACUGCAGAAAUUAUAUCCCAACAAGCUCACCCUUCAAUCCCUGAUGGAGAUCAACAAAAGCAGUAUGUGCAAUGAAGCUGUGGAAUCAGCAGCAGCAAUACCAUGGAGUUUUCUUAGAAAAUUGUUCAAAAUAAACACAGAAUGCAGGAGAUGUACCCAUUUAUUGAACAAUGAUGAGGAACAAGAUAUGCCUGACCUGGACUUUGAUUUUACUGAUGACAUUUCUGCACAGGAUAUUAACAUCAACCCUCUUGAUCUCAUUGUAGCACUUUUUCUUUGUGCUGACAGCUUUUUGCAGCAGGAAAUGGCCCUCAAGAUGUCAAUGUGCCAGUUUUCUAUCCCAUUGCUGCUACCACAUGGGAAUAACAGUCAAUGUACUCUCAUGCUGUGGGCUCUGAGAGACAUCGUCAAAGAAUGGUGUCCACAUGAUUUGUCAGAAUCAAAAGGGUUUGUGGAACACAACAUUGUCCAGGCAAAUAUACCACUAAUUUCCUUUGUGAGGCUCAAGGACAGUACUUUAUCAAAAUCACAAAUCCUUAAUCAUGUUCUCAGUUCAGGCCAACAGAAUCAUCAUGUCUUCAUCCACAGAGAACUGGAAGGAGGCACAUUUCCUCGAAAAAUUGCCAAUGGAUUGGUAGAGGUUGGUUGGUACCUUCCAUGUGGUAGAGAAAGUCUUGACACGUUUCCAGAGCCAGUUGCUUUUGGCAAUUUGAGAGGAGACAUUUCCAAGUCACUGGCACAAUUUAUGUUUCUGUUUCAUGUAUCCACUGCUACUUUUUUGUUCCUGGACAAAAUUGAAGAAUCCGAGGCAAAGAUUUUGUCUUCUCUCGAAGAAGUUAAGUCCAAACUGUUUUUGGUUGUUAAUCGUAAAGAAGGCAGUGAUAAAGACAUGGUAUUUGUCAAAAAUAUAAUCAAGGCCCUAGACUUAGAAAACAGUCAUGUAAAAACCAAAGAUACAAGGUCAAAUACUGCAGAGUUUUCAAAGAAAAUUUGUGCAGUCAUCAGGACAUUACUGACCAAUGUAGAAACAUCAAUUAACAUCGUAAAUAUGAGUGAAAAAGCAGUUGAACUUGGUCUGUCUGUGGAUGAAUGCAAGAGUGAGCUCCAAAAACAAGCAGCUGGGGAGAUCAUGAAGGGAAUUGGUGUGCAAACUAUCCCAGACUACAAGAAACAACACCUUCCAUUGCAAGGUGACAACUGGAAAAGGUUAUCACAGUUAGAAAAAGAGGAAUGUAGACUGAAGAAAUGUGCCGGCAAAGGACUGGAACAAUAUAAAUCUGAACUACAGGCAGAACAAACACAUAUUAAGGAGAUGCAAUGCAAGUACAAGCUGUCCAAGGCAAUGGGGAGUUUUAUUAGACACAUGUCAACGAGUGACAAAGAGAAAAGACAUUUUUUCCUUAAGUGGAUGAAACUCAAACUCAAUGCAUUUUCAAGGGAUAAAUUGUCAAAACUGCGGAAUAAAUUCAAAGAGCACUGCAAGGAGAAAAAUGCCAAACUCAUUGCAGAGUUAGAUCAAGCUCUUCUAGAUAGCUCUUUGGGAAUAGAGCAUUACUUGAGAGAGAUGGGACUAAUAUAUGAAGUGUCCUUGCAGUCACAGCAGACUCUUCCUGACAUGUCUCACCUGCCUGGUUUGGCUGCUGAAAUGUUGUUGGAUGGAUGCCCUUUGGAACUGUUGGAUGGAGAUGCUUCCAACAUCCCAGUGAUAUGGGUGACAGAUGUACUAAUGGAGCUUCACAAGAGGGUUGGUGGGAAGAGCAAAUUGUUAGUGUUGACUGUACUCGGUGUUCAAAGCACAGGAAAGUCAACAUUACUCAACACAAUGUUUGGAGUACAGUUCCCUGUCAGCAGUGGAAGAUGCACAAGAGGAGCUUUCAUGCUGUUCCUCGGAGUUGGAGAAGAUUUGAAAAGUGAGCUGAACUUUGACUUUAUUCUCCUCAUUGACACAGAGGGUCUAAAAUCUCCUGAUUUGGCACAACUGGAUGAUAGUUAUGAGCAUGACAACCAGCUUGCAACUCUUGUAAUUGGUUUAAGUGAUAUCACCCUCAUCAACAUUGCCAUGGAAAAUGCAACAGAAAUGAAAGAUGUCCUGCAAAUUGCAGCUCAUGCCUUCUUGAGAAUGAAACAAAUUGGGAAGAAACCAGUUUGUCACUUUGUUCAUCAAAAUGUUGCUGGAGUUUCAGCUCAUACAAAGAACAUGGCAGAGAGAAAGCAUCUCUUGGAUCAGCUCAAUGAAAUGACACAGGUUGCAGCUGAAAUGGAGAAGCAGCACUCUGUAAACGCUUUCACGGAUGUGCUAGACUAUGACAUGGAGAAAAACAACUGGAACAUCCCAGGACUAUGGCAUGGAACCCCACCAAUGGCACCAAUCAACACAGGCUACAGUGAAGCUGUCGCAGACCUCAAGAAAGGAUUGUUGGAGACAGUGAAAUGUGACAAACACCAUGAACUCUCAGAUAUACCAGAGUUUCUUGAGUGGAUGAAGAGUCUCUGGAAAUCUGUAAAAUAUGAGAACUUCAUCUUUAGUUUCAGAAACACUCUUGUGGCUCAUGCCUACGACAACCUUUGCAAAGAGUUUCUUGAUUGGGAGUGGGAUUUCAAAAAAACUAUUCUUGCCUGGGAGACAGCAACAGAAUUGGAAAUUACCAAUGCUGAUGAUGAACUGGAAAUCCAAGCACUGAACAUGUUACUCGCAUCAAAAAAUUCCGAGGUGGCAGACAUAAUAGCAACUCAAGAAAUACAAAUGAAAGAAAAACUCCGGAACUACUACAAAAGAAAAGACAGACAUGUAAAUCUGAUAGAGAAAUACAAAAUGGACUUUUUCAAUAGUAUCACUGGGUUCGCAAAUGAAAUUAAACAGUCAAUGAGAAAUAAAGUUGAUUACGCCCUUGAGCAAAAAAUAAAUUUAAAAAAAGCUCUGGAAAUUCAGAAGGAAUACAGAGGGACCAUUGAAGAACGAGUGAUGAAACUCCUCAGUGACUGCAAACAUUCCACACUGUCUGACGAACAACUGACACAAGAGUUUGAAAGAAUGUGGGCUGCAAAUACUGUCAACGUGUCCUGUCUGAAAGCGCGGGAUAUAUCUGCAUACAUCCUGGAAGAACUGAGGAAAAAUUUCUUAAAUCAGAAUGUCAAUGAGGACUUGCAGAACAUUGAAGACCUAAAUGAAAUGGGAAAGGGUCCAUUUCAGACCAAACGCGAUCACCUGGACUCAUACAAGAAUCACUUCAGAGAGUUGUUCACCAGAGGUUUGCAGAACUUUGCCGACAACAUUAUUAAGACGUGCACAUCAUUUGUUUGUGACAAAGCAAAGACAAAAGGAGAUUAUCACGAUUCCUUCACCAGGGAUCUUCUGAAAAAAAUUGAUGACUCCGUCACUGAAAGCCGCAAGUGUCACAAAACAAGCAGACAGUUUGAGAUUGAUCUGAAACUUCACAUCUGUGGCAUUGCCUCAAGAGAAUUCUGCAAAAUGCAUAAGAAAUUCUUGGCAGCUCAUAAUCCGAAAACUCAGCUGGAGAAGUACAAGGAUCAGUACUUGUCAGAUUUUUUGGAUUUGUACAAACAGAGUGAUCAUUGCCAACGCAAAGCAACUGACUUUGCCCAGUGUUGUAUCAAGCCGGCCAUAGAGGAAUACAUAGAUAGAUCUCUGGGUAUUGACAUCGUGGAUGAAAUUUUGACAAGCUGCCAUUCACUGGAGUACAGUUCACGCUCAUUUUUCCAGUACAGCAUUUUAAAAGAGUUGCUGGAAAAGGAAAACUUCCAAAGUUAUGUCAAGUACAUUGACCAAUAUGAAAUUUUUGUUAAGGAUUGGAUAUUUCAGCACAUCCUGCAAAAAAUGUACGAGAACAACAGUUUGUCUAAACUCAGGAACAAGAAUCUACAGACGAUAUUCAGUAAAAUAAUGAAUGCAAUAGAUCAAGGCUCAAAAAGAGCAGAUAACACUUUGUUGCCAAAUACCAAUGAGAGCAUUCAAGAGCUGAUCACCAACAUGCGUAAAUGUUUGAUUAAAGACAUCACAUUAUCAGAGGAGGCUGAAAAACGCACCCUGUUCCAAAUUCGAAGCACAUGCCAUCCGUUUACUGAAUGCCUCAUUAAAUCCAUGAAUGAACUGAAGGAGCAACUUGAAGGCAAGUUUUCAAAUUCUGAAGACAUCUCUGAAACCUUGGAGAAACUUCCAAUCAAACCGCAAAAUGAGCUUUUCAGUCGGGUGUUCGGAUGUGGACAACAAUGCCCAUUUUGUAAAAUUCCCUGUGAGGCUGGAGGGAAAGAGCACACACAACAUCAUGCAGCUGUGCAUCGGCCACAAGGUUUAGGUUUCGGCAGAAAUGAAGACAAUGACAGACUCAUUGAAGUACUGUGCACAUCUGAUGUGUACAGUGAUAUGGCAUUUUGCACAGAGAAGACCAAUGAUGAGUUUCAUCCUUACAGAGAUUACAGGGUGUACUAUCCCGACUGGAGCAUUCCUGCAGACCCCUCUAUUGAAGCAUCUGACUACUGGAAGUAUGUCCUGGUGAAAUAUAACAAGAAGUUCGCUAAAGAAUAUGAAGCAAAACCAGCUGAUGUUCCAGAGGAAUGGAAAAAGAUCACAAAAGCACAAGCAUUGAAAGGCUUGAAGGAUGCGUUCAGCAUGAAUUAAACAAUGUACACUGAUUAUCAGCUGCACAGGAAAAAACAUGAAAGAGCCAGAAUUGAACAGAUUAGGAUUCCGAAUUCAA
This is a messenger RNA of Thalassophryne amazonica, 4949 nucleotides long. RefSeq names its product up-regulator of cell proliferation-like. Bases 182 to 4870 code for a protein of 1562 amino acids. Lineage: Eukaryota; Metazoa; Chordata; Actinopteri; Batrachoidiformes; Batrachoididae. The transcript is spliced from 4 exons. The record is from RefSeq and is a predicted model, not a curated record. Gene Ontology annotation, molecular function: GTP binding.